AUGUGUGGGAGGGAAGGGGGCGGGGGACGAAGGACUGCCUCUCAGGUAGGAGCCGCUUUAAAAAAAGGCACAGCUGAGGAUCGUGGCACAGCAGAUCCUGGAGCUGCAGUCCAUCCAUCAACCGUAGCAGUGAGGAGCAGUUUGCCCUUUAACGAUGAUCAAGGCGGUGUUUUCUGUGCUCUUGGUCCUGAUGGCCAUUUCCUCAACCUUUGCCAAAUACAUCCCCAAAACUGGCAAGAGGAUUCCACAGACUCUGUCCAGAGGUGUGUGGCAGCCCGAGGCACGUCUGGAGGGUGGGGUGAUCAGCUGAUCUGGGCUCAGACCUAUGAGGAGGCUCUCUUUUGGUCCAGGUCAAGAAACAAGCCUCUAGUGGUCCUGUUUCACCUGGAGGACUGCCCACACAGCCAGGCGCUGAAAAAGAUGUUCUCUGAGGACGACCAGCUCCAGAAGAUUCUGGAUGAGGAUUUCAUUGUCCUCAAUCUAGUGUAUGAAACCACAGACAAGCAUCUCUCUCCUGAUGGACAGUAUGUCCCACGGAUUCUUUUUGUGGACCCCUCAAUGACAGUGAGAGCUGAUAUCAAUGGUCGCUAUGCCAAUCGCUUGUACGCUUAUGAACCUAGCGACAUCACCCUUUUGAAAAGCAACAUGCAGAAGGCAAAGAAGCUCCUGAAGUCAGAGCUGUGAGCACCAGGACUCACCCUGGGAAACAAAGCUUCUGAUGGCACACGCAGAAGUUUACAUGUGGAACAUUUCCUCUCUUCAGCUUUAGCCUCAAUGUUUUUGCCUGAACUGCCAUACCGAUGUUCCAUGCGUCUGUUUUUGCUAUCACCAUCUCUGUUUUGAUUAAAUAUACUUUUGUUCAGACAGCCGGUUUACUUUUUAGUUUUUCUUGGUUAUUAACAUCCCUUGGGACAUUUCCUUUAAGUGUUAAUGUAUCUCCAGUGUGGCAUGAAAACCAAAAAUCCUCCAUUGUAAUAUUCUGUGUGCAUGACGGAUCUGAGGCAAAUUAGAAGUCUGGGAGGGCUACAGAAUGAACUCCAAUAGUAGGGAAGCAGAGUAUGAUGCUGCUCAGCCAGCUCUCUGCAUCUGAUCUAUUCAUCAACUGUAUGCAUUUCUUUAAGGCCACAACAAUAAACCGCAUACAAAA
This is a messenger RNA of Menidia menidia (Atlantic silverside), 1147 nucleotides long. The record is from the annotation of a GenBank genome assembly. NCBI's taxonomy places the organism in Eukaryota, Metazoa, Chordata, Actinopteri, Atheriniformes, Atherinopsidae.